AUGGAUUCAGAUGCUGAUUCGGACUUUACUAGUGUAUCCCAGCGUGCACCCAACCCCAACUAUCAACCUCAAAUGAACUAUUUUCCUCCUCCACAACAAGCUGGUGGACCUGUACCUUACGGAGGAAACCCCCAUCCUCCACAGCAGCCUCCUCAACAGAAUUAUGGCUACUCGCAAGGUCAACAAUAUGCGCCGCAAUUUGUGUCCCGACCUGCUGGAAACUUUGGGCCUCCUCCUUCGCAAAAUUAUGCACCUCCCAUGCAUCAACAGCUGAGAGGACCUACUGUGUCAGAAAACAUUUUGUCGCAAAAUCCUGACGUGAACUUUGCAAGGACAGGAAGAAGAGGCCAUCAGCAACAGUACAAACCAGGAGCUGCCAGAAUAAAUCAACAGAGAAACUUGAUGGGUAACCGCGCUGCUGGGUUUAGAGAUAGUCCGUAUGGAGGGUUUUAG
This is a messenger RNA of Meyerozyma guilliermondii ATCC 6260, 453 nucleotides long. RefSeq lists its product as uncharacterized. Lineage: Eukaryota; Fungi; Ascomycota; Pichiomycetes; Serinales; Debaryomycetaceae. The record is from RefSeq and is a predicted model, not a curated record. The coding region runs from base 1 to 453 and encodes 150 amino acids. The transcript has a single exon.